Aplysia californica (California sea hare) is the source of this 1130-nucleotide messenger RNA. RefSeq names its product acetylcholine-binding protein. Gene Ontology annotation, cellular component: membrane. The record is from RefSeq and is a predicted model, not a curated record. The transcript is spliced from 2 exons. The coding region runs from base 31 to 726 and encodes 231 amino acids. Gene Ontology annotation, biological process: monoatomic ion transport. NCBI's taxonomy places the organism in Eukaryota, Metazoa, Mollusca, Gastropoda, Aplysiida, Aplysiidae. Gene Ontology annotation, molecular function: extracellular ligand-gated monoatomic ion channel activity.
CGGAGACAGACAGACAUCCACACAGCAGUCAUGGCAGCCCGCUUCCAUUUUCUGUGCGUCGCCCUCACCUUUGCAGGCGUGGGGUGUAGCCGCUACAGUGAGCUGUACCGCUCCAUGAGUGGCCUGAUCACUCCCUGCUUCCCCCAGCCCCUGGACUCGGGCCCGCUCGACCUGGACGUCCGUGUCACCAAGCUGGACAUCGCCAGUGUGGACAGGGCUCACAACCGCGUCACUCUGGUCCUCCACAAGCGCGAGACGUGGUCGGACGAGGAGCUGACCUUUGACCAGUCCAGCUACAACGUCUCGGGCCUGUACGUGUCGGACACCGACAUCUGGACGCCGGACACCACCGUGCAAAACUCGGCCGGGCCCCAACACGUCAUCAACAAAGAGGUCGUUCUGUUCGCCGCGGGGGACCUCCUGUCUGUGUCCACCGUCCAACUGACCAUCAAGUGUGACGUCAGUGAGGUCAACACGUACAGUGGCGCCACCUGCAAGCUCCAGAUCGGAUCCUUCGGGCUGGGGGACGGUUUGAUCCGUCUGAGGGAGCCCAGAGACGACUGGUCCUUCCUGUUGGACUCUGCCUUCCAGGGACAGUCGGACUACGAGCUGCUGUCUGGUCACACGUCACGCGCCGUCUGGGAGUACCCCAGGGGCGGGCCCAAACGCUUCUUCCACGAUGUGCUCACCUUCACCUUCAGCUUCAGAAGCAAGUACGGUCUGUGAGCUGGCGGUUUGUGAGCUGGCGGUCUGUGAGCUGGCUGUUUGUGAGCUGGCGGUCUGUGGGGUGGUGGUGUAGUUACCCCGCAGCGCCAACUGCCGAAGGACUGGCGAGCCAAAUCAUGAUGAACUUUCUUGGUUUGCUUCUUUAGUAGGCGCAAUUUAUUUUCUUUUUUUCUUUUUUUUUUUUUUUUUUUUUUAAUUUCAUUUUUGGUUCUGAUGUCAACCCCUGAUACGGAAAAUAUCUACCGAAAUAGCAACAAAAUGUUACGUGUUUUGUAUUUACUCCCAAUAUUAUUGCAUGUUGUAUCUGAUAAGCUAAGAUUGAUGGACUGUUUUUUCUGCCAUGAAAAUGAUUUUGAUUGGAAUCGGGCUGAAUAAACUUAGCUGAUCAUUUCUUCUUUCCAAAU